Molecule: messenger RNA, 1026 nt
Organism: Aspergillus aculeatinus CBS 121060
Lineage: Eukaryota; Fungi; Ascomycota; Eurotiomycetes; Eurotiales; Aspergillaceae
Product: Zn(II)2Cys6 transcription factor domain-containing protein
Exons: 3
Coding region: 1-1026 (341 amino acids)
Biological process (GO): regulation of DNA-templated transcription
Molecular function (GO): DNA-binding transcription factor activity, RNA polymerase II-specific; zinc ion binding
Source: RefSeq, a predicted model, not a curated record
AUGUCUCGUCAACCUAGCUUGCGACCCAAGUCUUACAUUCCUGGUUAUCCAGAUGCCAUGUAUAAUCUUGCUGCGGUGACCACCUUGAAACAGCUUGAGUCCCGCGUGGGGUUGGCAGACGAGAAGCAUGACCAGCGUGUUUUUCGAGUCAAGCGCAAGCAUGUCUUGAAGGCAUGCGAUCGUUGCAGAGUCAAGAAGACCAAGUGUGAUGGGAAACAGCCAUGCAACCGUUGUUCUGCGUACAACCAUCCAUGUCUCUUUCGGGAGAGGAAGGCUACGCAAACCAAAGUAUACUCACGAGGAUUCGUUGAAAUGCUCGAGUCGCAUCACUCUCUGGUGGUCAAAGCACUUCAGCGGCUUUAUAAGCUUUGCGUCAACAAGGAGGACUUCCCUGGGGAGCCACUGCAGGACGCACCCGACGGUUAUCCUCUGACGCACGCUAUCCUAGACCGGUUAGGUCUAAUCAAGCAAGCCGAGGAAAAUGCGGACGAGCCGGAGGAAGAAUCCGAAGACCUCCAGUACUUACGAUUUCUUUCAACCUCGACUGAUAGUAGCGCCACAACAGAUCCAUCACCCGAACCUGCCACCCCUCCUGAGCCUUCACCAAGUGAAUGUAGUCCCGUGCUCGCUUCGCCCAAAUGCAGCGACCCGUGGAGAUGGGACAUGCAGCCAGUUCAGAAUAUCCACUCAGGGGCGUAUCAGAGCUAUCAACCACACACAGGUUAUCAGACUAUGGCAUUCCCUCGCCCACAUUUGGAACCUAUGGCCCUUGCAUGCGAACUGAAGUGCACGGAUACUGGGCCAUCGAUGACUGCUCAUGAGCAGCCAUGUUACUACUAUGUUGGUACCGACUCUGGCGCAGAAUCCAGCAAGAGCUCCGGGCUGCCGGUCGGCCUAAUGCAGCAACAACCUGUAAUUAGAUCCGGCAUGUCCGUGAGCCUGAUGAGUGAUUAUGCCUUGCACGUCCCUGAACAGCACGCUAUCUAUCCACCUCCUACGACCAGCUGGUCAUAUCGUUGUGAUUAG